Molecule: messenger RNA, 996 nt
Organism: Centropristis striata (black sea bass)
Lineage: Eukaryota; Metazoa; Chordata; Actinopteri; Perciformes; Serranidae
Product: claudin-10-like
Exons: 5
Coding region: 1-777 (258 amino acids)
Biological process (GO): cell adhesion; bicellular tight junction assembly
Cellular component (GO): plasma membrane; bicellular tight junction
Molecular function (GO): structural molecule activity
Source: RefSeq, a predicted model, not a curated record
AUGAGUUACAGGACCGUGGUGAUGUACAUGGAGAUCGGCUGCUUUGUUGUCUGUGUUGCUGGAUGGAUCCUGGUGUGUUCCACCAUGCCCACUGAGAUCUGGACAUGGUCUGAGGUGGGCAGCAUAGUCUUGACAACUUCAAACUACUUCUCCAACCUGUGGAAGGAUUGCAUAUCUGACUCAACUGGAGUAUCUGAUUGCAAGGGAAUCCCAUCAAUGCUUGCACUGAACUGGGACAUUCACAUGUGCCGGGCUCUCAUCAUCAUCUCUAUCAUCCUGUCUUUCUUUGGAUCAAUUCUGGUUUUAGUGGGAAUGAAGUGUACUAAGCUUGGGGGGUCAGAGAUUGCUAAUGCAAGAGUAACCUUUGCUGGGGGGAUGAACUACCUUAUCGGAGGGAUGUGUGCUAUGGUUUCUUUCUCCUAUUUUGGAAACAGAAUUAGAUCAGAAUUUGACGACCCAAACUACAAAGAACAGAAGUUUGAAUUGGGUGUUGGCCUCUUUGUUGGCUGGGGAGGAUCCACCUUGCUUGUUGUUGGAGGCCUUAUUUUCAGUAUCUUUGCAGGGAGGGAAGGGUGCCAGUCAAGCUCAAAAAGAUUUCCUGACUACCAGUACCCUGAUGCCUACAAAGUUGUUCCGAUACAAAAGAGCAUUGUGUCUUCAGUUCGUACAGAGAGUACCGACAGCAGAAAAUCAAGGACAACCAGUGGCAGCAGAGCCAGUAGCAUCUCUGGGAUCACCGCUACCACCAAGACCUCAGCUACAAAUGCAUAUGUGUGACCUCUUUUCAAAGAUGGAAAAAGUGUUUCUGUCCUUGGCUAAUAUUUUGUGAUAUAUUCAAUUGAAAACUGUAUAAAGACUGAUUAUUGGGAUGAUAACGAUACAUUCUUGUUAUUGUAAGCAUACAUACAUUGAAUUCUGAAUUGAAUGCAUUCUGUUUUUAUUUAUGUUUUACACAGAGUCCCAAUUUUUUUUAGAAAUGCGAUUGUAAAACCAUUG